CUUGAUUAUAUAAGAACGUUGGUUUUUUAAUUCCACUAGUAAUAGUAAGAGGGGACGCAAACUAGCUGUUCACUUGCUUCCCGUCACAUUUGCCUGCGUUUCAAGCGCGUAAACUUUUCGAACCACCGUAAAAUUUAGUUGUUCACAAUGUGGAUUUUACUAAUGUCUUGUUGUGCUGUCAUUUUCGUUGUGCAUAUUUUUUGUCGCAUGUCCCGGGGAAUAACCAGAAGUUCUACUUGUUUAAUCGGAAAAACCGCGAUAGUAACUGGAGCUAACUCCGGACUAGGUUACCAAACUGCCCUAAAUCUGGCUUCUAGAGGCUGCCGCGUGAUAAUGGCGGACGUAGCAGACAUGGAAAAUUCAAAACUAAACAUAAUAAAACACACAAACAACCAUAACAUCAUAGCGAAAAAACUAGACUUAUCUUCGUUACAAUCCGUGCGCGAAUUCGCCUCAGACAUCACCAAAACCGAAGAAGAAUUACAUAUUUUAAUAAACAACGCUGGUGUUCCUGGAAGCGAGGAAAACAGAACUAAGGAUGAUCUUCAUCCAGCGAUGCAGAUCAACUACUUCGGUCAUUUCCUCCUCACGCAUCUCCUAAUAAAUUUGUUAAAGAAGUCCGCACCCAGCAGGAUUGUCUUCACGAGUUCGAUCCUCGCUUUCACUAAUAACCUGUCGCUGGCUAAUUUAAACUUCGACGAGUCUACAAGCAACAAUCCAAAAUUUUAUAGGCACUUGUGUAUUUAUAGCAAUUCGAAAUUAGCACUACUGAUUGCAUCAGAUAAAUUCGCCGAAAAACUCAAAGGGACGGGGGUGAUUUCCAACAGUGUCCAUCCAGGACUAGUGACGACACCGAUCUACGACAGGGCGUAUUCUCUCGUGAACAGUCAAAUUAUCGAACUAGCAUGGCGUUGUGUUCACUUUUUUUUUGCAAAAGAUGCUUGGGAGGGUUCUCAAAGUUUGGUUCAUGCUGCGGUUUCAAAAAAAGUGGGAAAUCUCACUGGGAAGUACUUUGCUGACUGUAAGCCAUUUUUUAAGCCCCUUUGUGCGUACGACAAGAAGUGGUGCGAGGAAAUAUGGAACGCGACUGAGGAGCUUGUUCAUCUCAAGCCAAAUGAAAGACUCUGAGACUGAAAUUUGUAAAUUUUAAGUAGUAAAUAAGUUUAAGUUAA
Zophobas morio is the source of this 1172-nucleotide messenger RNA. RefSeq names its product retinol dehydrogenase 12-like. NCBI's taxonomy places the organism in Eukaryota, Metazoa, Arthropoda, Insecta, Coleoptera, Tenebrionidae. Bases 148 to 1128 code for a protein of 326 amino acids. The record is from RefSeq and is a predicted model, not a curated record. The transcript is spliced from 4 exons.